AUGCAGCAGCAACAUAUGCAACCUUCUACAAGCCGAAUCCUGUACGACGUGCCGUGCGCCGUCUGCCAUGACCACUCGUCAGGCAAACACUACGGGGUAUUCGCCUGCGAUGGGUGCGCAGGCUUCUUUAAAAGGUCCGUUCGCCGUGACCGCCGAUACACCUGUAAAUCGAGGACUCCUGGCAUGUGUGUAGUAGACAAGACCCACCGGAACCAAUGCCGAGCUUGCAGACUGACAAAGUGUCUGCGAGUUGGAAUGAAUAGAGACGCGGUCCAACAUGAACGGGGACCACGCCACUCAACACUCAGACGUCAGAUGGCUCUACUCUUUAAUGAACCAACUCCAAUCACUGACACACAAAGAAACCCUCAACCAGCACCAAUGCCUGCACCACAAAUAACAACGCCUCAUAUCCCCAUAAUGCCAAUAGCACCAGUGCCUAUAUUCCCUUACGCUUACAAUCCCAUGAUGCAUCAUCUUCUGUUUAGCCCACCGAGAGCUCCAUCCCCACCGCCUCUCGGUUCUACCACAUUAAGUCCAGACCACCCUGAGGCCAUGAGUGAAGCUGCAGCCCGGUUGCUCUUUUUGAACGUCAAGUGGGCAAGGAAUAUUCCAGCUUUCGAUUCCUUGUCUAUAGACGACAGACACGUUUUACUUCAAGAGUCCUGGAAGGAUAUAUUUGUACUCGGAACUUCACAAUUUGUGUUUCCAAUAGAUGUUCGGGAAUUUUUACGUAAGCAGAGUUCGAUAAGUAUCAGGGAUGUGGAAGCUUACGAAGCAUUCUACGAUGAAAUUAAAAAAAUACGUCCUGAUCCGAACGAGUAUGCCUGUCUCAGAGUUACGAUCCUGUUCAGGACCUGCUUCGAUGAAAGACUUUUAGGCAAUCUACUUCCGAAAUUCAAGAACCCACGAACAAUCCUCACGUGCCAACAAAACGCGAGAUUCGUGUUACAUGAGUACUCGAUACGGGCAUUCCCUCUGGAACCAAACCGAACCAGCCGCAUACUGAACCUGAUCCCAAUGUUGAACAACGUGAGCAGCCACAUGAUCGUCGAGCCCUUCUUCCGUGCCACUGUCGGAGAUAGCCCUAUUGAAAAGGUUAUUUGCGACAUGUACAAUAGUGAUAAACACUCUGACUGA
Arctia plantaginis is the source of this 1140-nucleotide messenger RNA. NCBI's taxonomy places the organism in Eukaryota, Metazoa, Arthropoda, Insecta, Lepidoptera, Erebidae. The record is from the annotation of a GenBank genome assembly.